This is a messenger RNA of Trichoderma virens Gv29-8, 909 nucleotides long. RefSeq lists its product as uncharacterized. Lineage: Eukaryota; Fungi; Ascomycota; Sordariomycetes; Hypocreales; Hypocreaceae. The record is from RefSeq and is a predicted model, not a curated record. Gene Ontology annotation, biological process: DNA replication, removal of RNA primer. The transcript has 2 exons. The coding region runs from base 1 to 909 and encodes 302 amino acids. Gene Ontology annotation, molecular function: magnesium ion binding; nucleic acid binding; RNA-DNA hybrid ribonuclease activity.
AUGCAGAAAUACUAUGCCGUACAGGCGGGCUUUGUCCCCGGCGUGUACCUGACAUAUUCGGAAUGCCAAGCUCAGACGGCCGGCUUCAAGGGUGCCAUUUUCAAAUCCUUCGUCUCUAGAGACGACGCCGAAGCGUUUGCCGCUGGGAAAAAAGUUGCCGUGGCUGAUGAGCCUGCGAAAUUCUACGCAGUCGCAGUUGGCAACCCGACGGGCAUCUUUACAGACUGGUCCGAAGCCUCAAAGUCCAUCACCGGCAUCAAGGGCCCCAAGUACAAGCGCUUUGGAACCCGCGCAGAAGCCGUCGCAUACAUCCGACAAUAUGGCGAUAGGGAGGCGAUAGAGGCUUUGGGAGAGAAGGUGGAGCCAGUGGAGAAGGUGGAGGUUGAAGAAAAGCCUGUCACCAUCAAGAAGUUCACUCCCAUUCAAGAGGUAGCCAUCAAGGGGCCCGUGGAAGACAUUCUCAACAUUUGGACAGAUGGAAGCAGUCUGGCCAACGGCAGAGCCGGCUCCCGCGCUGGUUUGGGUGUUUAUUUUGGAGAAAACGACCCUCGCAACCUGUCAGAAAGACUGAUUGGCGAACCACAAACCAACCAACGAGCAGAACUCAUGGCGAUGCAGCGCGCCUUGGAGAUUGCGUCGUUGGAGCAGCAUGUCCGCAUUCACAGCGACAGCCAGUAUUCUAUUAAAUGUGUGACGGAGUGGGCCGUUGGGUGGAAGCAGAAGAACUGGCUGACAGCCAGCGGCGAAAAAGUCAAGAAUCAAGACAUCAUCCGGGCCGUCCUCGACAAGAUCGAUGAGCGAAAGCGGGCAGGUGGCAACACCUACUUCCAAUGGGUAAAGGGCCAUGCCACAAAUGUAGGCAAUAUUGCUGCAGAUCGGUUGGCCGUUAGAGGUGCCAACCUUCCUUGA